AUGAGUGGAGCAAGCGCAGUUCAUCAAUAAUUAUAAAAAACCUUGGAUGUCGUUUAAAGAGGAUUUGAAGAAGUAGUCUAGAAUAUUCCUAAACAAUUUCAUGAACAAUGUAUGAGUUAAAAUGCCAAAAAUGUUGAGAAAUAUGCAUAAUGUAAUUCAAUUGAUAAAUUCAAAAGGUAUGCACCAGAGAAGCAAAAAUGUUGAUAAGUAAAUGAAAGCCUUUGAUUUUAAAAUGCUCUUUAUGGGAAUUCAAUUUGAAUAAUGUAUCAAAACAUCUUCAUAAGACUAAUGUAUUUAGAAUGCAAAAUCUACUGUUGAAGGAUUUAUUAGUGAUUUUUAGAAGAAUGUUAAAUGA
Messenger RNA from Paramecium octaurelia, 355 nucleotides. NCBI's taxonomy places the organism in Eukaryota, Ciliophora, Oligohymenophorea, Peniculida, Parameciidae. The record is from the annotation of a GenBank genome assembly.